ACACCUGUUACCCCCCUUUUGAACAUUGAAGUGUUCGAAAACAUCAAAAUCUGAGCCCCUGUAAUGCCUCACAUGCCUUAUGAUCACAUUACUUCUUCCUGCGAGUCAUGUGACUGUUUCUGGCAGGCAGCAUAUGGCUCUCUUGUGUAAGAGUGCUGACAAAUAAUCAUCCGAUCACUCCUGAUCUCAAAUGAAGUGUGACCAUCUCUGCGCUGGCUUUUCAUUAACUCCUGCCGAUUCACCUCUGCACUUUCCCCUUUCUCGUCUUUCAUGCGUCUACGAGUGAAAUCCUCUCACUGUCGUGUGUUGGAGUACCCCUUCCAGUCUUCCUCCCCCUUCCCUUCUCUUCCUUUUCCUCCACAGUAUGCUGCCUGCUCUAUAUGUGGCACUAGGGCGGCUUCAGGAAUCCAGUCCAAAUGUUUUCCAUAUUAGUUCAGAGCCUUCUCUGUUUCCAAAUAGCAACCGAGCUGGGCUUAUGGUGAGAGGAGGCCUCUGCAGGGAGGGGAAGGGAAGGGGAAAGAGGCAGGGCGGCAGGCUCGUCCACCCCAAACUCUGCAAAAGUAAAUGUUGGGAGGGACGGAGAGGGAAAAAAGUGUGAAGACGGGAGGAGAAAUGGGGCAGAAAGGUUCCUCGGACAAGAAGGAGGCCAAGAAGAAGAGAGAUGAAGGCCCAGCACCAGAAGACAGCAAUAAGUGCAGAAGCUGUUGCUUCCCGCUGCUCGUCGCCCUGCUCCAGCUGAUGUUAGGCGUCGCUGUCACAGCCGUGGCCUUCCUCAUGUUGGCCAUCAGCCCCUCACUCCUGACCAGGGAGACGCCACACUGGGCUGGGAUCAUUCUGUGCUUAGUUUCCAUCCUGGGCUUCAUCCUGUACUGUAUCACCUACGUCCCCGACGAGAGGACGUCUCUGCAGUUCAUUGUGAAGCUCCUAUACUUUGUCCUGUGUCUAAUCGGACUGGUCAUUUCGGUGCUGGUUAUGGCAUUCGCUGGAUACCACUACUCACAGACCAGCAGCUUCAACUGCGAUCAGGUGGAAGAGGACUGCGUGUGCAGGCUGGAUCGAGACGACCCAAUAGCCCGCACCUUCACCUACAAGGGGGUCAGCGACUGUGAGGUGAUCACCGGGACACUCACGCUCUACUUCUUGCUCCAGAUCGUGCUGAACCUGGCCCAAGCAAUCGUCUGUGCCGUCGGUGCCUUCAUCAUGUGGAAGGACCGUUACCAGGUCUUCUUCGCUGGUCUCCAGAUCGGCUCUCCCUCCACGCAGCACUGGCAGAAGGUUUAAUGUGAUGAGGACAGGGAGGGAAAUGCCAACUGGGUGAUUACACUCUGAAGGACAGGAAAUUGGCAUCUGCGGUGUGUGUUUUCUUUGAUGUCAGUUUACUUUUUGUGGUGGUUGAACUAAAAUGGCUUUUUGCACAGAUUUUGUAUACCACAUAUGUAAAUUUGUACUUCCAGUUGCUGGUGUUAUUAUAUUAUUGUGGAACUAGUGUUCCAAGAUAAUGAAAUCUUCACAUUGUUCAUAGUUAUGUUGUCAUUUGCUCUUGAGACAUACGGCUCAUAUACAAUUACAAUACCAGACAAGUUACAAGCACAACACUCAUUUGUUUUGCACUUAAAUCCCAAAAUGCAAAAAGAAAAUGUUGUUUGUUUUGAGUUACUGAGAAUUAAAUACCCCAAUUGUU
Scophthalmus maximus (turbot) is the source of this 1681-nucleotide messenger RNA. RefSeq names its product sarcospan (Kras oncogene-associated gene) (gene sspn). Bases 565 to 1281 code for a protein of 238 amino acids. NCBI's taxonomy places the organism in Eukaryota, Metazoa, Chordata, Actinopteri, Pleuronectiformes, Scophthalmidae. The transcript is spliced from 3 exons. Gene Ontology annotation, cellular component: dystrophin-associated glycoprotein complex; sarcolemma. The record is from RefSeq and is a predicted model, not a curated record.